This is a messenger RNA of Cricetulus griseus (Chinese hamster), 3287 nucleotides long. The record is from RefSeq and is a predicted model, not a curated record. Lineage: Eukaryota; Metazoa; Chordata; Mammalia; Rodentia; Cricetidae.
GCUAGGAAAGCGAUCUGGACCGACCAGAUGCUUACUGGCGUGGGACCUGGAGCUACCAGCGGCGCUUGUGAGACAGGAGCGGGAUCACAGCGUAGGUCUUGGCCUCUGCCCUGUGGCAACUCUGCCCUGUGCAGGGGAGCUGACAGGGUUAGGGGCCAUAGCAGAGGGGAAGAAGAACAGGACGCCGAAUCCUCUCAUCCCCCAGGCAGCAGGCAUGGGCUGCACCCAGACUCUAACUUCAGCUGGCCCUGGUGGCCCACAUGGGCAUAAGGUCUAUUUUUAGCUCUGCCACAGAAGCCCAGCCACCAAGCUACAGGGGUAGCCAGGGUUUCUCAAAGGCUGUUGGGGCAGAGGCAGGAGUGGGAGAGAUCAGCCUUGCUUCCUUCCACAUCACCCUUGGCCACCCCCAUGAGCCCAGACUAGUUCUCCGUGGUCUGGCAGACAGCCUGCCUCUGGGUCAAGGGCAAGGUCAGGGGGUGCCGCCACGAGGGCAGAUGGGCACGGUCUUGUGGUCUGGACAAGGGUUGCAUCAGCCCAAGCAGUGGCCCAGGGCAGAGGUCCCUGAUGAGAGGGCAAAGGCUGGCUAGGUUGUGGGAAGGCAUGCUCAGAAAGCCAGGGCCGCGCACAAGGGGUCAGUCCCACAGGUGGCCGAUAGUGAUAACGCUGUUUGAACUUAGGCAGGGAGCCUGCCUGCAAUGGGCCUCAGUCUCCCCAUCCAUGCAGUGAGAGUGCCGGACCAGAGCGCUGACUCUCGGGUCUUCUUUCCUGCCCUGGGGUCCCCCACCUUCCCUGUUUGCUACAGAAGUUCCUAACGUCCUUCUAGCCCUGGCUGUGGGUGGCCACAUGCCCCUGUGGAGGAGAAAGUCCUUUUGGCUGGCACUGUCAGUCUCCUGGCUCCUUCUCAUUCUCCUGGGAGUCUUCCCCCUUCGCCUGGCAGUGCCACCUGGACCUCUACCAGGGUGCUCCCAAGGCUGGCCCCGCUGGCUGGAUGCUGCCUUCCUACAGAGUUUCUCCCAGUCUGAGACACUCCCAAAAGAUGCUCCACAGCUUUCUCAAGCUCCCCGAGGGAGCAGCUGCACCUGGGGAGCCUGCUUUGACACCUCCAAAUGUAAGGGAAAUGCCCUCAAGAUCUUUGCACACUCCCCCGCUGGCACAACCACCGAGGCUCAUCGCAGGAUCCUGGACUCCUUGGAAGGCUCCCGAUACUAUGCGCUUAGCCCAACAGAAGCUUGCCUCCACCUCUUCCUCCCCAGCCAGGACCACACAUGCGGGCCCCUGCCUCCUUACUGGAAUGGAGGCCGGAACCAUCUGGUCCUCAGUCUGUACCCAGCUCCCUGCACCAGGUUGGGACAGGCGAUGGUAGCCGAGGCUAGCCCCUCCUUGGACAUCUUCCGACCAGGUUUCGAUGUGGCGCUCCCAUAUCUUCCUGAAGCUCACCCAUUGCAAGGUGGGGCUCCUGGCCAGCUGCAGCAGCAUAGUCCCCAGCCUGGGGCCACCUUAUUGGCAGUAGCAGAGGAGAAGGGCAGGUGGCGAAUCAUAGACACCCAUGCCUCAACCUGCCCUUGGGGCAAGCACUGUGAGCAAGACCCUGGACUCCAUCAGACCCACCCAGGAGAAACACUACCCAAUGCCACCUUCUGCCUCAUUCCUGGCCACCGAUCUGCCGCCUCCAGCCUCCUCCAAGCCCUUCAGGCCGGCUGUAUCCCGGUGCUCCUCAGCCCGCGCUGGGAGCUGCCUUUCUCUGAAGUCAUCGACUGGACCAAGGCAGCCAUCAUUGCUGAUGAGAGGCUCCCAUUACAGGUCCUGACUGCCCUCCGUGACAUGCUCCCUUCGAAGAUUCUUUCCCUGCGCCAGCAGACCCAGUUUCUGUGGACAGCUUACUUCUCCUCAGUGGAAAAAGUCAUCCACACCACACUGGAGAUUAUUCAGGACCGGAUCUGGGGUACAUCGGCUCACCCCUCACUGAUGUGGAACAGCCCCCCGGGAGCACUCCUGGCUCUCCCUACUUUUUCCACGAGCCUGAAGGAUUUCCCCUUUUAUCACCUGCAACAGGGCUCCAGCCCCGAGAGCAGUUUCAGCGCCCUGAUCUGGGUGGGGGUCUCUAGCGAGCCUCUGCUGAAGCUUAUCCAGGUGGUGGCAGGUUCCCGGUACUGUGCCCAGAUCCUGAUCCUCUGGAGCAGUGAGAAGCCACCUCCUGACAGGUGGCCGGAGACAACGGUGCCCUUGACAGUCAUUGAGGGGCGCAGGAAGGCCAGUGACCGAUUCUUCCCAUACGGUGACAUCAGCACCAAUGUCAUCCUCAGCCUUGAUGCCCACAGCACUCUUUCUACCAGUGAGGUGGACUUUGCUUUUGUGGUGUGGCAGAGCUUUCCCGAGAGGAUGGUGGGCUUUCUGACACAGAACCACUUCUGGGAUGAGGCCCGGGGUGCCUGGGGCUACAGCACUGAGAUGGCCAAUGAAUUCUCCAUGGUCCUCACUACAGCCGUCUUCUACCACAGGUAUUACCACACCCUCUUUACCCACUCCCUACCGAAGGCCCUGAGGACCAUGGCAGAUGACACUCCCACCUGCGUGGAUAUCCUGAUGAACUUCCUGGUAGCAACUGUCACCAAGCUGCCCCCUAUCAAGGUGCCUUAUGGCAGGCAGCACCAGGAGGCUGUUCCACUGGCCGCUGAGGGACCUGGACCCGUGCCAGAGCCUCAGCCUCUGGCUCAGGACUGCUUCAGCCGUGUGGCAGCAGGGUUCGGCCACAUGCCUCUGGUGUCCUCUCGAGUGCGGCUGGAGCCGGUGCUGUUCAAGGACCCGGUGUCCGUGCAACGCAAGAAGUACCGCAGUCUAGAGAAGCCCUAGGUAAAGCGCUGCACUGCCUGCUGGACGGGUGCCCUGAAGGGCGGGGUCUCCCCCUGGCUGCGGCGGGACUGCGUUUGGCACAGGCCAGGGCACAGACUGAUCCCGAAAUGCCUUUCUCUGCAUCUCUGCCCCAUCCUUUCCUGAUCCGCAUGCCCACUCACCUCCUUGGUGGUCUCGAAGCCCUGGCACAACUCAGCGCUGAGUGCUUGAGCGUGCCGCCCGGCUCCGGUCUGGGAGCUCGGGAGGGCGGAUCAUCCUGCUCCCCUCUUUGGUCUGGAAGGUGCAUACUAAAUAUUUGGCCCAUAGCUACAAGGCUACAAGAGUAUUAACUGGAUGCCAGCGUGGUCGAACAUGGGCAGAGUGUGCACAAGACAAAACUCCAUCCCCUGCCUUAGAGUUCCUAGUCCACGAAGAAAACAGACAUCCGUAGACAUCAA